Messenger RNA from Neltuma alba, 876 nucleotides. RefSeq lists its product as uncharacterized. The coding region runs from base 39 to 731 and encodes 230 amino acids. NCBI's taxonomy places the organism in Eukaryota, Viridiplantae, Streptophyta, Magnoliopsida, Fabales, Fabaceae. The record is from RefSeq and is a predicted model, not a curated record. The transcript is spliced from 3 exons.
UGCUGAUUUAUAGCUGAGAUUUCCAGUUCCCUGGGCAGAUGGAAACAGGGAAUGGUGAGACCCUGGCUAAUGGUAGUUCUGUCUUUUCACGAAUUCAAUCAAUUCCCGCCCGUGCCUCAACCUCUGAAUACUCUUUCGAGGUAGACACGUACGUCAAUGUUGGGGAGAUCCUACAGCUCAUUUCACCUUCCCCGGCCGUUACAGGAGCUUCUGCAACUGUCUCCACAAACGUAGCAAAAGGUCUAGCUGUGCUGUGUGAACUGGAUGAUAAAGCCACCAAACUAAUGGAGAUGGCCUUUAACAAAUAUCCCAACCUAAUGGUCGUUAGGUCUGAUAGAAGGAAGAGCUUCAUCGGUUGGAUGUUUUGCUCUUUGUCCAAUCUCCUUCAACUACUUUCAACGGCGUCCGCCGGCACCUUGGACGAGCCGAAGAUAAGUGAGAUUGAAGUUGUGCUUGGAGAGCUUGAGAGCUUUGGCUUUGAUCGUGGCUUCAUUAAUGAGAUGCGCGUGCAGGUGAGUGAGGCUUGGGAGGCUCGGUUAGCAAUAGACAAUGCCAGCUCUGAGUUGAAGACGCUGUGCACAAAGGCAGAAGAUCUUAGCCAAGAGAUUGCUAACAUGGAGCGUAAUUUAGCAGCGGCCAAAGCUGAGGCUGCACAGGUUGAAAACAGAAUAAGCACUUUGUGUGAAUUGGUAGAGGGGAAUCGCUCUCCUAUAUUUAAAUGGAUUGCAUAAGAUUAAGAAAGUGGUUGGAAGAUAAGUAUUUUGUGUCAUGUGCAUAUAAACCCCAUAAGUAUUUGCGAGCCUUAAUCAUAUAAAAAUGUUUUCAACGUGUUAAGCUAAACAUAUCGAGUUUUGUUAAUUUGGCAAGCGUUGCUCA